Oncorhynchus tshawytscha (Chinook salmon) is the source of this 6276-nucleotide messenger RNA. Its product is annotated as pre-mRNA-splicing factor ATP-dependent RNA helicase PRP16. The record is from RefSeq and is a predicted model, not a curated record. Bases 308 to 4096 code for a protein of 1262 amino acids. The transcript has 25 exons. Lineage: Eukaryota; Metazoa; Chordata; Actinopteri; Salmoniformes; Salmonidae. Gene Ontology annotation, cellular component: intracellular anatomical structure; spliceosomal complex. Gene Ontology annotation, molecular function: RNA binding; ATP binding. Gene Ontology annotation, biological process: mRNA splicing, via spliceosome.
UCCCGUGGAAUUGUGGGAUAGCAAUGGCGACUUCUGUCUUUGUAAACAUAAAACGCAUUAUUUACAAAAGAUAAUAGCUAUUUCAUAAUGGUUUGAAUCAUCUCAAGUGGGUGGCACAGUUUCAUACUUACAUGAGUGGUAUUUUCCCAGUAACUCGGGUUAAUGUAAUUGAAGUUCGUUUUUUGAGUUACAAUAAAUACAUGUGGCAGGUUUAGCUAACGUUAGCUCGCUUAAAACAUACUAGCUAGCGUGUCAGGAUCUUGAUAGACUCACCACCUAUUUAUUGUUAAGACAGUUGUUUGAGACCAUGGAGGAUGAUGCGUCGCUGCACCGACUGGAGGGCAGUGACCCCACCGCGCAGGUCUGCGGGUUGAUCGUGAAGAAGAAGAGUGCAGCAGUAGAGCCUCAUGUCUUUCGUGCACCCACUCCACGCACCUCUCUCCUGGGCCUGGAUCUGCUGGCAGCUCAAAAGAGAAAGGAGCGAGAGGGUAAGGAGCAGGCUGAGGCUGACAGCGAUGACAGGAAUAACAAGAAAUCCAAGGUGUCCUCCUACAAGGACUGGGAGGAAGGGAAAAGUGAUUCUGGGUCUGAUGAAGAAGACAAAGACGAGGAGGACCAAGGUGGUAGAAAAGAGAGCAGCAGGAAAUACCGUGUGACUGGCUCAGAGACACCCUCUAACCCUGGAGGGGUCAGCGAAGAGUUCCGUCGCAAACACCAGCAGAGGGAGAAAGACCGGCGUGAGCAUGGAAUGUAUGCCUCCUCCAAAGAGGACAAGAACAGAGAGAGGGAGAAGGACAGAGAGAGGAUCAGAGAUACGGACAGAGAUCGAAGGGGUGAAAGAGAUGAGCGAGAGCGCAGUAACAGCCGCGGCAGCAGCCGGUCAGAGCGUGGAGACCGCAGUGAGAGGAGUGAGCGCUCACAGAGAGAAGGCUGGUCCUCCGAACGCAUCAGCCGGGGUAGCAAGAGAGAGGAGCCUCCAACGCCCCAGACACGCCCCAAAGAUGGCACUCCCUCGCGCACCAGCUGGGAUGAGGAUGACGGUGGCUAUGCCAGCUCACGCCGUUCCCACUGGGAAUCUCCCUCUCCUGCCCCUUCACACAAGGAUUCUGACAAGUCUGAACGGUCGGAGCGCAGCCCCCGCUCUGGACGGGAGAGCGAGAGGAAGGACAAGUCAGUCAGAGGCCGGUAUCCUGAUGACACGCCCCUUCCCACCCCAUCAUACAAGUACAACGAAUGGGCCAAUGACAGGAAGCACUUGGGCUCCACUCCUCGCCUGUCCCGUGGGAAAGGUAAGAAUGAAGGAGAGGAUGGCAUCGCCUUUGAUAAUGAUGAUGAGAAGCAGCAGUGGGAAGAGGACCAGAAGCAAGCGGACAGAGACUGGUACAUGAUGGACGAAGGCUAUGAUGAGUUCCACAACCCACUGACCUCCACCUCUGAGGAUUAUGUGAAGAAGAGAGAGCAGAUCCUGCAGAAGCAGACACAGAAACGUAUCUCUGCCCAGAGACGACAGAUCAAUGAGGAUAAUGAGCGCUGGGAGACUAACCGUAUGCUGACCAGUGGAGUGGUCCAGAGGCUGGAGGUGGAUGAUGACUUUGAGGAGGACAACGCUGCCAAGGUUCACCUGCUGGUUCACAACCUGGUCCCUCCCUUCCUGGAUGGGAGGAUAGUCUUCACCAAGCAGCCAGAGCCUGUCAUCCCUGUGAAAGACGCCACCUCUGACAUGGCUAUCAUCUCCCGUAAGGGCAGCCAGCUGGUCCGCAAGCACCGCGAGCAGAAGGAACGCAAGAAGGCUCAACAGAAACACUGGGAGCUGGCAGGCACCAAGCUGGGUGACAUUAUGGGCAUCAAGAAGACCGAGGACGGGGAUAGCUCUGGGGGCAAGCCAGUGGGCGAGGAUGGCAAGGUGGACUACAGAACGGAUCAGAAGUUUGCAGACCACAUGAAAGAUAAGAGUGAGGCCAGCAGUGAGUUUGCUAAGAAGAAGACCCUGCUGGAGCAGAGGCAGUAUCUGCCCAUCUUCGCUGUGAGGCAGCAGCUGCUCAAUAUCAUCAGGGACAACAGCAUUGUGAUCGUGGUGGGGGAGACGGGCAGUGGGAAGACCACCCAGCUGACCCAGUACCUUCACGAGGACGGCUACACCAGUUACGGCAUGGUGGGCUGCACCCAGCCCCGCAGAGUGGCAGCCAUGAGCGUGGCCAAGAGAGUCAGCGAGGAGCUGGGCAGCAACCUGGGAGAGGAGGUGGGUUAUGCGAUCCGUUUUGAGGACUGUACGUCGGAGAAGACUGUGAUAAAGUACAUGACAGACGGCAUCCUGCUGAGAGAGUCUCUCAGGGAGUCAGAUCUGGACCACUACAGUGCUGUCAUCAUGGACGAGGCCCACGAACGCUCCCUCAACACAGACGUGCUGUUCGGCCUGCUACGAGAGGUUGUAUCGAGGCGUUCUGACCUCAAGCUGAUAGUCACCUCAGCCACCAUGGACUCUGACAAAUUUGCUGCAUUUUUCGGCAACGUUCCCAUAUUCCACAUUCCAGGAAGAACAUUCCCUGUAGACAUCUUAUUCAGCAAGACUCCCCAGGAAGACUAUGUGGAGGCAGCAGUGAAGCAGGCCCUACAGAUCCACCUUAGUGGUAUGGGGGGAGACAUCCUCAUCUUCAUGCCUGGCCAGGAGGACAUCGAGGUGACGUCAGACCAGAUUGUGGAGCGUCUAGAGGAUCUGGAGAGCGCCCCUCCUCUGACUGUACUGCCCAUCUACUCCCAGCUGCCCUCUGACCUCCAGGCCAAGAUCUUCCAGAAGGCUCCAGAUGGUGUGAGGAAGUGCAUCGUUGCCACCAACAUUGCAGAGACUUCCCUGACUGUGGAUGGUAUCAUGUUUGUUGUGGAUGCUGGAUACUGCAAACUCAAGGUGUUCAACCCUCGCAUUGGCAUGGAUGCCCUGCAGGUGUACCCCAUCAGCCAGGCUAACGCCAAUCAGCGUGCGGGCAGAGCAGGACGUACAGGGCCGGGCCAGUGUUACAGGCUCUACACCCAGAGCGCCUUCAAGAAUGAGAUGUUGACCACCACCAUCCCAGAGAUUCAGCGGACCAACCUGGCCAACGUGGUGCUGCUGCUCAAAUCCCUGGGGGUCCAGGACCUGCUGCUCUUCCACUUCAUGGACCCCCCGCCUGAGGACAACAUGCUGAACUCCAUGUACCAGCUGUGGAUCCUGGGGGCCCUGGACAACACAGGUUCCCUGACGCCCACUGGGAGGCUGAUGGUGGAGUUCCCUCUGGACCCGGCUCUGUCCAAGAUGCUGAUCGUAUCAUGUGACAUGGGCUGCAGUGCUGACAUCCUCAUCAUUGUCUCCAUGCUGUCUGUACCGGCCAUCUUCUACAGGCCAAAGGGUCGUGAGGAGGAGAGUGACCAGGUGAGGGAGAAGUUCUCUGUCCCAGAGAGUGACCACCUGACCUACCUGAACGUCUACCUGCAGUGGAAGAACAACAACUACUCCAGCAUCUGGUGCAAUGAACACUUCAUCCACACCAAGGCCAUGCGAAAGGUGCGUGAGGUGCGCUCCCAGCUCAAAGACAUCAUGGUGCAGCAGAGGAUGAACCUGGUGUCCUGUGGCUCAGACUGGGACAUCAUCAGGAAGUGUAUCUGUGCUGCCUACUUCCACCAGGCAGCCAAGCUGAAGGGCAUAGGGGAGUAUGUGAACGUGAGGACAGGCAUGCCCUGCCACCUCCACCCCACCAGCUCUCUGUUUGGUAUGGGCUACACCCCAGACUACAUCACCUACCACGAGCUGGUCAUGACCACCAAGGAGUACAUGCAGUGUGUGACUGCGGUGGAUGGGGAGUGGCUGGCUGAGCUGGGGCCUAUGUUCUACAGUGUCAAACAGGCAGGGAAGAGCAGGAUGGAGAACCGGCGGCGGGCCAAGGAGGAGAUCACUAACAUGGAGGAGGAGAUGUCUCUGGCGGAGCAGCAACUGAGGAGCAGGAGAGAGGAUCAGGACAGGAAGAGUAACGUGGGCAGCGUCAGGGCUGUGAAAAUCUGCACCCCAGGAAGGAAGGAGGAGGCACCCAUGACCCCAAAGCGCACCCCAGCUCGUUUUGGGCUCUAGUACUUCUCUGUUAAAAGUUAAACACUUGAACUCCCCACUAAAUAUCACCUGUAUGUGUACCAUACCAUCACUGGAGGAGCCUUGCUGAGAGGCCUUGGAACACUGUCCCCUCCUAUUGUCUGGAACCAGCCGCAGUUCAGACAGAGGCCAGCAGAGGUAGAACUUGUAUAAGGCAUGAGGCUCCCGUAAAAGACCUUUUCUGUCAGCAAAUCCACAUAGCGUCGUUCCAUUUUUAUGUGCAGAGAUGUACGGCUGUUAGAAUGCAGUAUUUUCUAUUUCUGUGAUUGUAAAAAAAUAUAAACACAAUGAUGAAACAUCAUUGAAAAGGUAUCGUCUUUAAGGAGUAUUUGAUAUACCUUGAAAAUCUGUCAAAGCCUUUAUCAUAAUCGUUCACUAGCUACAGUGUCCAAGUGGGAAAUGUUUAGUUGUUCCAUCUCCUGCUGUACCCUACAAGGGGCUGUUUUCUUGAUGUAGUCUCUCCCGAUCAAUAUAAACUGUGUUCAAUAGGGCUGGGAAUUGCCAGGGAUCUCACGAUACGAUAUUAGCAUGGUACUUUGGUGCCAAUACCAUGUGUAUUGCAAUUCGAUACUGUGAUUGAGUUGAUGUUCCAAACAUAUUGCUCACCAUAUAUCUUCUGCAGAGGGACGAGAGAUCCAUGAGAAACGGGUUUUGAUCAGUCAUGGAGAUAAAAGUUCUGAAUAUAAAAGAAGAUGGAGAACAAGAUAUGAAGGAAAAAUACUGGCGUUUGUGCAGGUACAGCCAACUAGUGCGAUAUUGUCAAAACAAUAUAUCCUGAUCUGUAACUGUAUAGACCCCCCAUUACUAGUGUUUAAGUAGUGCUGCAUUGUGCUGUCAGUCAUAAGUGGACAGCUGGUCCAAACUAGUCUGAUCCGAUAGUGUGUUCAUUGGGCUGUAUGUCAUUCAGUGUGAGUAGAGAGGAGGCAGAAGUAGUACUGUGUCGUGUGUUCAUGAAUUCUGCCCGAUUUUCUUUAGUUAUUUUUCAAUUUCAUCAUGUCCCUCUCAAAUCUCCUUCAAUAGAUAAUUUUCACAUUGUACAACUGGCUGACCUCUGUAUCCUUUGUAUGUUGUGUGUAGCAAAUGGCCUGUGCCAUGGUGAAGUGCCCCUUCACUGACUGAAGCAUUAUCCAAACUGUGCUUGUGGCAUGAGUGUCUCAGACCUUAUAUCUGGAGCUACCUUAACAACACCCUUCAUGCCAACUGUUUGGAGGACAAGCUUUAGCAACUGAGCUUUUCCUAACCCCAUUAGCCCUUCAAAGCACUGACGGGCGGCAGGUAGUCAUGUGGUUAGAGCGUUGGGGCAGUAACCGAAAGGUUGCUAGAUCGAAUCCCGGAGCUGACAAGGUAAAAAUCUGUUGUUCUGCCCCUGAACAAGGCAGUUAACCCACUGUUCCCCGGUAGGCAGUUUUUUUGGAAAUAAGAAUGUUCUUAACUGACUUGCCUAGUUCACUUAAAAAAAUAAAUUAAAAAAAGUAGAAUAUUCCUCAGCUUCUCACCGUUUACACAUGAAUGUCAGAACCUGGAUGAAACGCAUGACGGCCUCAGCCUCAUGAUCCUUGUGUUAAAAAUGCCCACCAAUUUUUAUCUUGAGAUUCCCCUCUCCAAGUCAAGUGGGUGAAUGAUAAUAUUUUGAUUUGUUUAACACCUGUUUGGUUACUACAUCAUUCCAUAUGUACUACUCCACAGCCUUGAUGUCCCCACCAUUACGCCACAAUGCAGAAACAGUAAAAAUAAAGAAAAACCCUGCUAAAUAGCAGGGGCCAAGGUUGGAGUUUGUGUGUGCGCACGUUUGGGUUUUUGCCCUAGCCCUACACAGCUGAUUCAAAACUUAAUGAUUAGUUGGUUAUUUGAAUCAGCUGUGUAGUGCUAGGGCAAAAACCCAAAUGUGCACCUGGGGGCCCCCAGGACCCCAGACUGAUAUGUCCUGCACUUGAGUAGUCAGGUUCAGCAAGUUCCAAGCGGUGGACUUGAUUCUGAAGUCAUUCAUUCUCUGUACUAGAUUGACUUUGUAUAGUUUUGUACAGACUAUAUUGUCUUGUUGGUGGUCAGUGAUUCUGUUUUGUGAUGUGAAAUUAGGCUCUGGUAACACCAGCCCAUGGUUUGCAAAUAUAAUUUAACUUGACUACUUUUGGGAACUGAAAAUUAAAUUGUCUUAUUUUUUA